Molecule: messenger RNA, 3723 nt
Organism: Penicillium manginii
Lineage: Eukaryota; Fungi; Ascomycota; Eurotiomycetes; Eurotiales; Aspergillaceae
Exons: 4
Coding region: 1-3723 (1240 amino acids)
Source: RefSeq, a predicted model, not a curated record
AUGCAACCUUACAAAGGAUCCGAUCUCCUGGAAGCCGGGACCGCGACUUUUGAACCUCAUGUCUCCCCCUCCGUACACCCUUCACCUGCUUUUAUCUCUUCCUCCGCUGCUUCGGAAAUUAUCGACUCCGACCAAGAAUUUAAUGCCGCCGAUUUUGCCCCCGAGGACGACGAAACUGGCUCCGGCGCCGCGGCGCUGGUUACACCGGCCGCCCUUUCACUCCUGAACGGCUUCCUCGACAAUCUGCUCUUCAAUGUUCUGGCCGCUUCCAAAUCUACCCAGCUCUCAUGUAUCCGCCCAGCCGUCUCCGACGUUCUGAAGCCUCGUCUCGCCUCCGAGGUUGUCGACACCGCCGAUGAGGAAUUGAGCGAAUAUAUGGGGGGCGCCGACGACGAGAAGACGGAAUUUCGUGGUGGUCAGGAGCCCGGCGGUGAUUUCGAUCUUGUGCGCUCAUGGAAAUUGACCCGCCUUCGAUGCAUGGUAUACACUCGUUUGGGUGACAUGGAAGAGGAGGAUGAGGAUGAAUAUAUUGCGCAAGAUGGUCUCGGGGAGUGCGACGGUGCGCCCCGUCGAUUCUCCAGUCACGUCGACAACAUCACCCCCGCCGCCGCCAUUUUUCUGACUUCCAUCAUUGAGCACAUUGGCGAGCGCGCCUUGGUGAUUGCUGGUGAGACAGCGCGCUCUCGGCUGUCGGCGAAGCUGAAUGACGGCGCCAAUGAAUCGAUUGACCUGGACGAAGAACGUAAGCGAAUUGAUCGGUUAGUGGUGGAGGAUCUCGACAUGGAAAAAUUGGCGUUGAACGCGACUCUGGGGCGGCUGUGGCGGACUUGGCGAAAGCGCAGACGCAACACCACCCUUUCGCGAACUCUCUCUCGCGAGUCCUUCCGCCGUCGAGGUUAUUCGACUCUGGCAGGAAGCCGCAAGAGCAGUAUUGCGACCAUUGAGGAACCUGUCACUCCCAAGGAGCCGCUUCCCGAGGCUCAACCCGCGCCCGUCGAACCAGCCGAACCAGCCGACAUCCCCUUGCCCCUCGGCGAUCACGAUGUCAAGGAGAUCGAGGUUCCCGGUUUCUCUCAUGAGUUGGAAGAUGAGGUGCAGACGAUGCAGGCCGUUGUCGCGCACAAGGUGCGACCACGCAGCUUGAUGGUUUUCACAUCGCCAUCGCUCGCGCCAAGGUCGCCUGGUGCGAGGGAUUCUCCCUUGAGUGCGUCUGCGAUUGACGACCCGCAGGUGGUUCGUCAUGCCCGCUCAAGGUCAUUGCCGAAUGCGGCGGCCAGCCCACCACGCGAAGCCAAGUCUGAACCAACAAAUGAAAAUGCGCCAUCCCCAAGUGCCUCGGAAAAGAGCAAGCAGCUCGAAACCAUGUACGAGGAUGACGAAUCCGCCGAGUUUGUCGAUGCUGCAGAGUCCGCCCCUGGCAUUGCAAUCACCACACCUAUCGACGAGCCUACAGAAGCGGAUGGUUUAGAAGAUGCGAGAAUGCCCAUUGUGCGGGAAGAAGAUGAAGAACAAGCCGAACGGGGUCCGCCCGUGAAUGAAACCAUUGCUUCCUUGCGCUCUAGCGCCAACGACGAGACCGAUCAGUCAAAUAGUGCCCGAGUUUCCAUCUCAUCCCUUGAUGAGGAACCAACCAUAAAUCCGGAGAUUAUCGAAGGACGGGGCAUGUGCGAGAAGCCUAAGCCAACUGCGACGAUCCAGCGCCCAAGGAGGAAAACUAGCAGGGAUGUCACUGCUCAGAUCAACGCAAAGGCGAUCACUGCAGAAACUAGCGGGUCAGAUGUUGAUUCUAUCGCGGAGAAAAAGCCCGCUACGCAAGGGGCAGAAGCCACAUCCGCCGCCACGAUCGAGGCUGUCAACACUCCCGAUGACGAAAACCCCGUCGAGCACGAUCACGAUAAAUCGGCCAUGGCAUCCCCAUCGCCGAGUGAUCCUGUGAAUGAAGACAAUACCGUUUCCGAAAAGCCUCUACAAAGUGUCGCCGCCCUAGAACCCGAUAGUUCUCGUCCUGCCUCCUCUUCGGGCGACAGCCAAUACUCCCAGAAAUCCCGUACACGCCAUAGACCUAGCCCGCUCGUGGUUACGGCUAGCAACCGCAACUCUCCCAGUGGCACGGAGCGAGCAGCCGUGCAACGCAUGCCUCCACGACCUUCCAAUUCUAUUGCUUCGACCGUCCAGCCAGCCAAGUCCCGCCGCUCAGAAAGCUUCAGCAGUUCGCGCGAGAAACGUCCAGUUACGGCGGGCUCUACCACAUCCCAGAAAUCAGGAAAGAUCACUCGACUCAUGACUCGUCCGGGCGAGUCUCCUUCGCUCCGCCUUCGCAGCUCAUCUGACACGAGCCGGGCAUCUGGUAGCGCGGACUCUGACGGUAACGAUACCACAGACCUGGACAAGUUGAUCAAUAGCGAUGAAACUAUCCACUUCACGCUAACACCGAAGAGCGUGAGGGAGAUGACCUUCCCCGAGCCGCCUCGACCAAUCCCUAGGUCGGACACGUCCGAUACCCAUGAUCUGGCUAAUUUCUUGAAGAGCACGGCUCCUCCAGGAGAAGACCCACGACCACCGACUUCUCUCUCCACCCGCACAAACGGGGAAUUGACUUCUCUCGGACGCACCAAGUCCGCCGACUCCCCCAAGUUUAUUCCCAUUUCCUCUCGUAUGCCAGCUCCACCAAAGUCCCCCGUGUCGUCAGGCAAUGCUAGGGAUGCUCGUCCUGUUCAAGAUUCCACUCGUGAAAUUGCCGAGUUCAUCAAAGCAACUGGACCUGCCACUCCUACUUCUUCGCAUCCAGGCAGCCCGACCCCUACUAAUGGGACGAGGUCUUCUCGACGCCAGUCCACUAUCUCCGCCAGUACAAACAAUACCCAUAGCACCCACAAUACCGUCAAGUCCAACAAUUCUCGUCAAUCAAUUCGCAAUGCCCGCCUCCAAGCACGCGCACCCGCUGAGACUAAGCGUUCUCAAACAUCAGAACUGAUUGAUUUCAUUCGCGAGGGUCCCCCGCAACCUGGUGCACACCGCAUUCCCCGAACAGUUGCGCCGUUCAGGAACACGAUUGACUCCGAGGACCUCCCUUACGAGCCCGUUCAAAGUGAGAAGGACACGGCUACUCACAGCUCGGUGACCAGCUCUACGCCUAAUAAGUCAAUGACUUCUUUGGGCUCGCGGACAGGUCUGUUGGAAUCCGCCAAUCGUGGCAAUGCCCAAAUCAAGGCGGCACCGCCUGCCAAACCCAUGGGAUUCGAUGAUGAGCCAAUGCCAGUUCGGAAGCAGCGUCGUGUUCCAGACCCCUAUGCAAUUGACGACGACGACGAUGAUGAUCUUAAUGGACUUCCUCCGCAACGCGCCACCUCCCCACCAACAGAAGAGGCGCGCCAGCCCUUCCAUUUAAGCGGGCCCCCGCCGUCGUCAAACUCCAAUGGCUCCGCAGGCUUGAAAUCUCGUUUCCUGCGUGGCGCCAACACCGACAAGGGGCCCUCCAACAAAAAGUCUAUGAGUUCUAUGCGUUCGCAGAGCACUCUUGGCAGCACUCAGGCCAACUACACCCAAAAGGUUGGUUUGGAGCGCAACCCCGGUACGAUGCCAUCCACCUCGCACAAGCAAAGUGAGACCAGUGCUCUGGCGGACUUCCUCCGCAACACAGGACCACCUGAACCACCAGCUCGACCUAAGAAGGACACUUCCUUCUCGCGCUUCUUUGUGCGCCGCAAGAAGGUCGAGGCAUAG